UGUUGUAAACAUAUGCGCCGACCCCCUCUCUCUCUCUCUCUGAUUUUAAGAAAAAACAGAUCCCCUUGGCAUCCUCUCUUGUCCAGACCUGCAAGUCCACCUCUUUCUCCCUCUACAAACUUUCUCUCUCCUCCCCUCUGUCUGUUAAUCUCUGUUGCCACUGCCACGUGUACACACAUUCAUCCCAUCGACCCAAUCAAUUUUCACAGGUCCAAGUCAGUCCACUGCUUUCUCUCUCUCCUCUCCAUGUGAUCGUCUUCAGCUCUCUCUCUCUAGAACUCAUCACUUCUGAUUUUUCCGUUCAACUCUUCUUUCCCUCGCUAUAUAUAUUGAUAUUGACGUAUUGAUUUGUUGAUUAAUCGAUCGAUAUACAGUCUAUCAUUUUGGUGAUUGUUUUGACGUUUCAACAAGAUCUGCUGAGCAUUGGAGGAGACAAAUUCGAUCUGGAAGGAGAUUUGUUCGAUCACCGUUUUGGUUGCGGUCGGGGCAGCAACAGCGCCAUUGUUAGAUGGCGCUGUUCAGAAGGUUCUUCUAUCGGAAGCCGCCUGAUCGGCUUCUCGAGAUCUCCGAGCGAGUCUACGUGUUUGAUUGUUGCUUUUCCACGGAUGUAUUGGAAGAAGAUGAGUACAAAGUCUACAUGGGUGGUAUUGUAACUCAGCUACAGGACCACUAUCCUGAUGCUUCUUUCAUGGUUUUCAACUUUAGAGAAGGGGAAAGGAGGAGCCAAGCUUCAGACACAUUGUCUCAAUAUGACAUGACAGUCAUGGAAUAUCCUCGGCAAUAUGAAGGGUGUCCUCUGCUACCACUGGAGAUGAUCCACCACUUCCUGCGAUCCAGUGAGAGCUGGUUGUCACUGGAGGGGCAACAAAAUGUGCUGUUGAUGCAUUGUGAAAGGGGAGGAUGGCCUGUGCUCGCCUUCAUGCUUGCAGGCCUUCUGUUAUAUCGAAAACAGUACAAUGGUGAGCAGAAGACUCUUGAAAUGGUAUACAAGCAAGCUCCAAGGGAACUUCUUCAUCUUUUGUCUCCUUUAAACCCACAGCCUUCCCAGCUGAGAUAUCUUCAAUACAUUUCCAGAAGAAGUAAUUUGGGUUCAGAUUGGCCGCCGUCGGAUACACCCCUAGCUUUGGAUUACAUCAUACUUAGAGUACUUCCACUGUUUAAUGGGGGAAAGGGUUGUCGACCAGUAGUUCGUGUUUAUGGUCAGGACCCUUCUUCAACAAUGGCCAACAGAAGUUCUAAGCUUCUUUUUUCGACCUCAAAGACAAAAAAACAUGCUCGCUUCUUCCUACAGGCAGAGUGUGCACUAGUUAAAAUUGAUAUCCAUUGCCGCGUUCAAGGAGAUGUAGUUCUAGAAUGCAUCCAUUUGGAUGAUGAUCUAGGAAGGGAGGAAAUGAUGUUCAGAGUUGUGUUUCACACAGCAUUUGUCAGGUCAAAUGUGUUAAUGUUGAACCGUGAUGAAGUUGAUGUUCUGUGGGACGCGAAGGACCAGUUUCCAAAGGACUUCAAAGCGGAGGUACUCUUUUCUGACGCUGAUGCCAUUCCAUCUAUCCCCACCACAGAAAUAGCAAACGAGGAUGGGAAUGAGACAGAAGCAUCACCUGAGGAGUUUUUUGAAGUCGAGGAGAUCUUCAGCAAUGCAGUAGAUGGACAGGAUAAGAAAGGGGACUUAGAUACUCAAUUAGUUCAACAGAGGACACAGGAUGACGAGAAUCACAAUGUAGUUUGGAAGGAGGAUUUGGAACCUCACACAUUUCAAGACUGUGCAUCAGAUGAUGGGAAUCACAAACAGGUCGGGAAGAUGGAUUCUGAUAUUCAUGCUGUGAAAUCCAUUGCUUUAGAUGAUAGGGGCAAUGAGUUAGACUCUACGACAGUCACUGCAGAUAUCUGUAGCAAGUCAGAAGAAAUAGAGGAUAGACAAGAUAGAGAAGAUAUCGCAAUGCAGAAGAUCUUAAAAAAGCAAGGAACACAACAGAAGUUGAGUGCUGAUCUUUGUAGACAAAAAUCUGAAAAAUCUCUCCCGCCUACACCAAAGAAACUGCCAAAUUCAAACACAAAACCGGUUGCUGAUUCAGUUGCUGCAAAACAAAAGGUUAAACAGCAAGAACCUCAGGGUACUGGUGCAAGACAGGCGAAGCCAAAUGCAGUAUUACGGUGGAUCCCUACUAACAAAGGCUCUCAUACUAAUUCAAUGCAUGUUUCAUAUCCACCGUCAAGAUAUAACAGUGCACCAGCUGCACUAGCUGCACUAGCCCUUGCGAAGGAUUCUCAUGUGGGUGGAAAAUCAAAGGCUCCUGCUGCUGCAAUUCCAACUCAUGAUAUCACUAAACCUAUCGGUCAUGAAAUGGAUCCUAUGAAGAGUGCAGAAGGGUCACCAGUGAAAAACACUUCUUCUGUGCCAUCUCUAGAUGAACCAUUACUUAAAGUGCUGUGCCCUCCUUCUUCGACUUCACGACCACCAAAUCCUGGCCCUCAUCAAGUUGUUCCUCCUCAAUCUUCCAGUGAGACUUCAAAUGAUUUUUCCUUACAAAUUCCCAUGACAAUUCUACAUGCUGAAGAAACUCAGACCUCCCCACCACCACCCCCGCCUCCACCCCCUCCUCCUCCUCCUCUACCUCCCUUUUCUAGCUCUUUGUUGUAUACUUCUUCUUCCAUGCCUUCUUCCCCACCUGCCUCCAUUAUGCAGGUGAAAAGGACAGGUUUGUCCCCUUCACCUCCACCCCCGCCUCCGCCUCCCCCUCCCCCUCCCCCUCCUCCCCCUUCACCAUUCACACGCAGUGCAGUUCUUGGAACUCCUUUCGCAUCACCUCUGCCUCCACCUCCCCCUCCCCCUCCUCUAGCUGCAAGCUCCUGGGUAACUCUUCAAGGAAUCCCUCCCCCACCUCCACCUCCUCCCCCUCCUUCUCAGCCUGCGUUUGCAUCUGCUACCUCAAUGCCUGUUGGAUCUGGAGUUUCUACUCCCCCUCCCCCUCCACCUCCUCCUCCUCCUCCUCCUCCUCCUCCGCCUCCUCCUCUGCAUAGCGCUUCACCACCACCUGUUUGGAAGGUUGGAGCUUCUGCAAUUGCUCCCGUAACAAUCUCAGUUACUCCACCUCCACCACCACCCCCUCCCCCUGUGUAUGCAUAUGCUACAUCAAAGUCUGCUGGACUUGGAGUUUCUACUCCACCGCCUCCGCCACCACCACCUCCUCCUUCGUAUGGCACUCCACCCCCACCCCCACCUCCUCCUCCACGUGGUGCUCCUCCACCACCACCUCCUCCUCCUCCUCCUCCUUUGCAUGGCAUGCCACCACCACCACCCCCGCCUCCUCCUCCACGUGGUGCUCCACCACCCCCACCUCCUUCUUUACAUGGCACACCAACUCCACCCCCACCUCCUCCACGUGGUGCUCCACCACCACCACCACCACCUCCUUUUUCUGGUUCCUUGCCUCCUCCACCUCCUCCAUUACGCCGAACCCCAUCUCCUCCACCUCCUCCGAUACAUGGAGUCCCAACUCCACCGCCACCUCCGCUGCAUGGAGGGCCCCCUCCCCCACCUCCAAUUCGUGGAGUACCCCCACCUCCUUCAAUGCAUGGAGCCCCACCUCCUCCACCACCUCCAACAAAAGGGGGUCCACCUCCACCACCUCCUCCCGGAGCUCGUGCACCUGGUCCUCCACCACCACCUGGAGCACCUAGACCUCCAGGUGGUGCACCUCCACCACCUCCUCUCUUUGGUGCCAAAGGAGCAGCAUCUGCAGGAAGAGGGCGCGGGCUUCCACGUCCUGCAGGGAUGUCACCUGCUUUAGUGCCUCGAAGAUCUACCUUAAAGCCACUGCACUGGAGCAAGGUAACCAGGGUAUUGCAAGGAAGCUUGUGGGAAGAAUUGCAAAGAUUUGGAGAACCUCAAAGUGUGCCAGAAUUUGAUGUGUCAGAACUUGAGAGUCUUUUCUCUGCAACAGUCCCAAAGUCUGAUAGCUCAGGUGGUAAAUCUGGAGGGAGGCGGAAGUCUGUUGGAUCCAAAACUGACCGAGUCCAUCUGAUUGACCUGAGGAGGGCCAAUAACACUGAAAUUAUGCUCACAAAAGUGAAGAUGCCUCUUCCAGACAUGAUGGCCGCAGCACUAGCCAUGGACGAUUCAAUUUUAGAUGCUGAUCAAGUAGACAAUCUUAUAAAAUUUUGUCCUACAAAAGAAGAGAUGGAACUUCUUAAGAAUUACACUGGUGACAAGGAGAGCCUUGGGAAGUGUGAACAGUUCUUUCUGGAGCUGAUGAAGGUGCCGAGAGUGGAGUCCAAAUUAAGAGUUUUUUCUUUCAAGAUUCAGUUCAAUUCUCAGAUUUCAGAUUUCAAAAGGAGUUUAAACACUGUAAACUCUGCAUGUGAAGAGGUCCGGAAUUCACUCAAAUUGAAGGAAAUCAUGAAGAAUAUUUUAUAUCUGGGGAAUACAUUAAAUCAAGGAACUGCAAGGGGUUCUGCAAUUGGAUUCAAGUUGGACAGUCUUUUAAAGCUCAUUGAUACACGUGCCUCCAACAGCAAGAUGACACUCAUGCAUUAUCUUUGCAAGGUCCUUGCCUCUAAGUCACCAGCUCUUUUAGACUUCCAUGCAGAUCUUGUUAGCCUGGAAGCUGCAUCAAAGAUACAAUUGAAGUCUUUAGCAGAAGAAAUGCAAGCUAUUAUCAAGCAAUUGGAAAAGGUAAAUCAGGAGAUGGCUGCAUCAGAAAAUGACGGCCCUGUAUCUGAAAUUUUUCGUAAGACUUUAAAGGAAUUCAUUAAUGUUGCUGAGACAGAGGUGGCCUCCGUAACAAAUUUGUACUCUGUGGUGGGUAGAAAUGCAGAUGCACUAGCCCUAUAUUUUGGUGAAGAUCCUGCCCGUUGCCCAUUUGAACAAGUUACUGUGACCCUAUUGAACUUUGUGAGAUUGUUCCGGAAAGCACAUGAAGAGAACUGCAAACAGGCUGAAUUGGAGAAGAAGAAAGCUCAGAAGGAGAUUGAAAUGGAGAAGGCAAAGGGUAAUAAUCUAACAAAGAAGAGUGCGAGAUAGCUAAAAUUCCCUUUGCUUUAUCUACUGCAUGGGUUCGGUUCUUCCAUAUCAGAGGUCUACCUCAGUGUUGGCUACAAUAUGUUGUACAAGGACACUACUUCGACAAUGAAGCCAGAAGCGCCGCUUAAUCCAGCAUUGUUGCAAUGGUAUGCUUUUAAAAGGGAUUCAAAGAUGAAACGAAAAGAGGCUACUUCUCAUGGCUUGCAGACAUUAAACUAUCUUUGAACUGCUCAGUUGCGUGUGCAAGCUCAAUGCCAUCGAAUCAGUCGGAUGAUUGCAGCCAACUGAUCUCUCACAUGACAUAUUUGGACCGAUUUUCACAUUGGGCUUUUAUUAUUUCUAUCUGAGUAAUGGAUUUUUCUCCAUAUGAUCCAUGGAAGGAACGGAUUGGUCCUUUUCUCAUCUCAUUUAUAGAAGAAAGUUUUGCUAACCUCAGGGCAGUUCUUCAAUAUUGGAGGUUCAGUUUCUGCCUUUCACCAUUCAUUUGGGAUUUCAGCACCAGAGUCAAUGCCCUGGGGACUGUAAAAAAGGCACAAGCUCGGAAUGUUCGAUGAAUUGUGUACAAAGCUCUAACCCUGUACUAAUAUUGAAAUUUGAUUCUUUUGUUUGUAACAUAGAAGAUGGUUCCUGUUUUUUUCUCUCCUUUUUUUAUGAGAUUUUGACAGGAACCUGUCAUUCAAUAUGUUGUAUAGAAAAUCGGAACAAAAAGAGGGUAGGAGACAGGCUAUCUUAGCGCAAUUGUAAUAUAAACCAAAAAUAUAGGCUAGGCUUUGGGUGUAGAAACUGAUUUGCUUCUUUCAUUUGAUUCUUCUUUAGUAAAUUCUUUCAAGUUCAUUUAAUGGCAAAGGUUCUCCGUUUCUCUUGUA
Molecule: messenger RNA, 5886 nt
Organism: Cornus florida
Lineage: Eukaryota; Viridiplantae; Streptophyta; Magnoliopsida; Cornales; Cornaceae
Product: formin-like protein 20
Exons: 17
Coding region: 509-5020 (1503 amino acids)
Source: RefSeq, a predicted model, not a curated record